Messenger RNA from Protomyces lactucae-debilis, 1539 nucleotides. RefSeq lists its product as uncharacterized. Gene Ontology annotation, biological process: peptidyl-lysine monomethylation. Gene Ontology annotation, molecular function: protein-lysine N-methyltransferase activity; protein binding. Bases 1 to 1539 code for a protein of 512 amino acids. The transcript has 2 exons. The record is from RefSeq and is a predicted model, not a curated record. NCBI's taxonomy places the organism in Eukaryota, Fungi, Ascomycota, Taphrinomycetes, Taphrinales, Protomycetaceae. Gene Ontology annotation, cellular component: nucleus.
AUGAAAGAUGCUCCAAAUCUCAAUAAGUUCAAAUCAUGGCUGAAGCAUCCCGAUCAAGGGAUUCAUAUUCAUCCUUCACUCGACAUACGACAGCACGCUGUCAAAGAAGGCUAUGGUGUAUUUGCUCGUAAGAGAAUUCAGCAGGAUGAGAUUGUUAUGCGCGUACCCAAGAAGUGUCUCUUGUCGCCUCAGACAUGUGCCAUCGCCAAUUUACUCGUAUCAAGCGAUCUUGGUGACAUGGUCGCCGUGUGUCUGGCUUUCCUAUACGAGAAGUAUUUGGGCCCAGAGAGUCCUUGGCAUGCUUAUAUAGCCAUGAUGCCUGAGAAGGUCCCGAUAUCGAAGCUUUGGACAGAGUCUCAAAGACACCUCUUGCGAGGCACAGAAGUUCAAGUGGUCGGCGGCACCACCUUGUCAGAUUUCAAACACAUGUUCAAGUCAGAGGUCAUGCCAUUCCUAAAGUCUCAUGACGCAUUGCUGUCAGAAUUUGUCAGGACGCUGACCUUUGAGUCAUUUUGCUACGGAAUGAGUGUUGUUGGGUCACGCGCUUUUGAAGUCGAUGCAUUUCACAACCUCGCCUUGUGUCCCUUUGCCGAUAUGCUUGACCAUACGCUCGACGAGCACGUUCACUUCACGACGCAGUACGAGGUGUGCGAAGUAUGCGGCGAGGCCGAUGGCUGCGCUCAUGCAGAGAUGCCAAGUGACGCUGAGAUGGGCAGCGACCAUGGCCAGGACAACGAGAUGGGCGACGAUGCUGAGUCGACAGGCGCAUGGUCUGACAGCGGCUCCUCAACCGUCUCUCUAGACAACAACUCGGAUGACCUCUGCGAUCUCGUUACAACCCGCACCGUCGACGCUGGGUCUGAAGUCUACAAUACCUAUGGCGACUGUGGUAAUGAUGUCCUUCUGGCCCGAUAUGGCUUCGCCCUGGCUAAUAAUCGCCAUGAUCGCCUGAGUCUCUGGGCUGAGGCGCGAGAUUUGUCCAAGAGCCAUGGAGCUUUGCAAUGGUUGGAGAUCAACGGGCGCGCCCUGAUCAAGGCAAUUACGUGGCAUGAAGGAAUACCUGUGGGUCCCGGAAAUGCUGAAGAUGCGGAUGAGGAUGAUACUGACAUUGAAGACUUGUUCUUCAUCGACAAUGACGGCAGUAUCUCCGCCAUGAUGAUGUCGCUUUGCAUCAUCAUGUUUUACUUUCCGGCGGCUCCCCUGCAAGACUUAGCCUGGGAUGCGAUUCUGGCUCCGGUCCAAAAUGUCAUUGAUGCUUGGGAUUUUCUCAACAACAAGUUGCCUCUCCCAAUACACCGCUCCCUUCCUCUGAACGUGAUUGGAUCUUUGCGCGUGGGCUACAUUGUGGAAAAGCGAAGGAAUCGAAACGCAUCCGUGCUGAAGGAGCAUGAUAUCAGUUCCGACAUUGCAGAGCUGGAACGGCGUAUCACCACCACUCGAACGGAACGAAAAUGGGAGGAGCACUUCGCUUUGAUUGUGAUUCAGUGUGAGCAACAGGAAUUGUGCAUGGAUGAAGGCACGAAUGUCAAACGAGCAUGA